Messenger RNA from Terrapene triunguis (Three-toed box turtle), 2024 nucleotides. RefSeq names its product deoxyribodipyrimidine photo-lyase-like. Gene Ontology annotation, molecular function: deoxyribodipyrimidine photo-lyase activity. The transcript has 11 exons. Lineage: Eukaryota; Metazoa; Chordata; Testudines; Emydidae. Gene Ontology annotation, biological process: photoreactive repair. The record is from RefSeq and is a predicted model, not a curated record. The coding region runs from base 378 to 2018 and encodes 546 amino acids.
GUGUAAACGGGCCCGGAGCAGCCGCUGCAGCCGGGUGGGAAGCGGGUUCCCGGGGCCCCGGAGCCGCCGCCCAGCGUCAGUGGGGUUCGAUAUUCUCCACUUCCUGCCCGAACGGCUGGGCCGUGUUAAACAGCGGCCGGGUUCCAACCCAGAGCUGGCUGCCACUGCAGAGCGGGGACGUGAGGCUUGCGGUGAACGGUUGAGAAAGUUGCUUUGGGAUCGGCGUCUGUAAGGCGCUAUAAGGAAGAUAGUUUCACGCCAACAAGCUGCUGCUGGGAAGGUUGGCUGGAGCCGUCUCCUCUGCAGCUGGCCGGCGUGGCGGCUGGAGACUGCACGGGGUGUCGGAGCCGUGCCCGCCCCGUAGGACGGCAGCGAGCAUGUCUCAGAAGAGCAGGAACCGGCAGGCCCGUGGCGGGGAGGAGAUCAGCGGGGAUGCAGCGAGGCCUGGAGCUGCCGUGGCGCCCCGGGGCCAGCUGAAAGGCAAACGGAAGGUCCUGGCAGAGCCCAGUGGGGCGGAGGUGUUGACCGUGGAGAAGAGGAGGAAGGAAGGGGAGGCGGCGGAGGGGGGAGGAGCUGGGAGCCUGGGGGAAGCCGUGAGGCAGGCGCGGCUGCAGGUUGCCCCCUCUGUGCAGGACUUCAAGUACAACAAGAAGCGAGUGCGCCUGGUCUCGCAGGGCUCCGACCUCAAGGAUGCCGCCCAGGGCGUUGUGUACUGGAUGUCUCGAGACCAGAGGGUGCAAGAUAACUGGGCUUUCCUGUACGCCCAGCGCCUGGCCCUGAAGCAGCAGCUCCCUCUGCACGUCUGCUUCUGCCUGGUGCCCAAGUUCCUGGAGGCCACCAUCCGUCACUUCGGCUUCAUGCUGAAAGGCCUGCAAGAAGUGGCUGAGGAGUGCCAGGAGCUGGACAUCCCCUUCCACCUACUCAUCGGCUUUGCCAAGGACGUGCUGCCAGCCUUCGUGACGGGCCGUGGCCUCGGCGGAGUGGUGACAGACUUCUCCCCGCUCCGCGUCCCCAUGCAGUGGGUGGAAGACGUCAAGGAGAGGCUCCCGGGAGAUGUGCCGUUUGUACAGGUUGAUGCUCACAACAUUGUCCCGUGCUGGGUUGCCUCAGACAAGCAGGAGUACGGAGCCAGGACAAUUCGACGGAAGAUCCAUGAUCAGCUCUCGGAGUUCCUCACGGAAUUCCCUCCCGUCAUCAAGCACCCGUACCCGUCCACAGCCCCGGCAGAGCCCAUAGACUGGAACGCCUGCCGCGCCAGCCUGCAGGUGGACUGCUCGGUGAAGGAGGUGACUUGGGCGACGCCGGGGACGGCCGCGGGGCUGGCCGUGCUGGAGUCGUUCAUAGGCGAGCGCCUGAAAUCCUUCGGCACCGACCGGAACAACCCGAACAGGGCAGCGCUCAGCAACCUCUCGCCGUGGUUCCACUUCGGCCAAAUCUCCGUCCAGCGGGCCAUCCUGGAGGUGCAGAAAUAUCGCAGUAAAUACAAGGAGUCGGUGGAUGGGUUCAUCGAGGAGGCUGUGAUCCGCAGGGAGCUGGCCGACAACUUCUGCUACUACAACAGGAACUACGACAAGGUGGAAGGUGCGUACGACUGGGCCAAAACCAGCCUGAAGCUCCACGCCCAGGACAAGAGGUCUCACCUCUACGAGCUGAAGCAGCUGGAGGAGGGGAAGACGCACGACCCGCUCUGGAACGCUGCCCAGCUCCAGAUGGUUCACGAGGGGAAGAUGCACGGGUUCCUACGCAUGUAUUGGGCCAAGAAAAUCCUGGAGUGGACCCGCUCCCCCGAGGAGGCCCUGGAGUUCACCAUCUACCUCAAUGAUCGUUAUGAGCUGGAUGGCCGAGAUCCCAGCGGCUACGUAGGCUGCAUGUGGUCCAUCUGCGGGAUCCACGACCAGGGCUGGGCCGAGCGGGCCGUGUUCGGGAAGAUCCGCUACAUGAACUACGCCGGCUGCAAGAGGAAAUUCGACGUGGGGCAGUUUGAGCGCAGAUACGAUCCCCGCAAACUGGGCCAGUAGCCUUGC